CAAGAGCCAAUCACGUCCUAAGGCGGGACCAAGCUUGGGGUUUAUAUCCAGGUUGUGCGAAUAUCUUCCACAUCACUUGUAGAACGCACGAUUGCAGUAUUACCUUGCUGAGGAUAACCACAACAAACAACAAUGUCUGGAAGAGGGAAAACCGGAGGAAAGGCCCGUGCUAAGGCCAAGACACGAAGCUCCCGUGCCGGUCUGCAGUUUCCAGUAGGCCGUGUCCACCGACUCCUCCGCAAGGGUAACUACGCUGAGCGAGUCGGCGCCGGAGCCCCCGUGUACCUGGCCGCGGUGCUGGAGUACCUCACCGCCGAGAUCCUGGAGCUGGCUGGCAACGCCGCUAGAGACAACAAGAAGAGCCGCAUCAUCCCCCGUCACCUCCAGCUAGCUGUCCGCAACGACGAGGAGCUGAACAAGCUGCUCGGCGGAGUGACCAUCGCACAGGGCGGUGUCCUGCCCAACAUCCAGGCCGUCCUGCUCCCCAAGAAGACCAGCCAGGCUGCCGCGAGCUCCGGCAAGGCGGGAAAGAAGGCCUCAUCCCAGUCCCAGGAGUAUUAGCUUUCUGGCUAAUAACUCUUUACCCCAAAGGCCCUUUUAAGGGCCACCCACUUCUCAUCCAGAGAAUGAUUGUUCCUGAAAUGUUUCUUUUCGCAUUUUAUUUAAUAAAGGAUUGUUUUGUUAAAGUAA
Molecule: messenger RNA, 690 nt
Organism: Trematomus bernacchii (emerald rockcod)
Lineage: Eukaryota; Metazoa; Chordata; Actinopteri; Perciformes; Nototheniidae
Product: histone H2AX
Exons: 1
Coding region: 133-561 (142 amino acids)
Cellular component (GO): nucleosome
Molecular function (GO): DNA binding; protein heterodimerization activity; structural constituent of chromatin
Source: RefSeq, a predicted model, not a curated record